GUGAUCGUUUCCUUUGAACAGUUCAAUCACCACUGGUGUGUAACGGUAGCAUCCAUCAUGAAGGUGUUCGUUGUGUUGUCUAUGGCUCUGGCCGUUGCUUCAUGUGCGGCAGUUGACGAUUCCUCCAGCAAGAAGGACAAACGUGGUCUGUGGGAGCUGGGAUACGACCAUGACUUGCAUGGAUUCGAUCAUCAUCAUGACGACCAUCAUGAAGUGAAGCACGUAACCAUCACCAAGAAGGUCCCGGUCCCGUACCCUGUUGAAGUCGAGAAACACGUCCCGGUUCCUGUGAAGGUUCCAUACCCAGUUCACGUAGAGAAGAAGGUCCCAGUCUACGUGGAAAAGAAGGUGCCCGUGUAUGUCGAGAAGGAGGUCCCAGUCCACGUAGACCGCCCCGUCCCGUACCCAGUCGAAGUGAAGGUUCCCGUUGUUCACAAGGAAUACGUCGAAGUGCCGAAACCGUACCCAGUUCAUGUUGAGAAGCACGUUCCAGUGGUCGUGCACAAGCCAGUCUACGUCGAGAAGCAUGUCCCAGUGACCGUAACCAUCAAGAAGAAGACUCACUGGCAUUAAACUGGGAACUUAGUUGUUGUUGUUGAAUAAACGGAUUUUGUACUGGAAUCAUGUUUUGAUGGUUUUAUUAAACAGUUUAAAUUUCGAAACACCGUCAAAGCCACAAGAUAAGAUGAACAUCUUCGAGCCAUAACGAUUGACGCUUCAGGACAGAAGCAAUAAACGCAAAUAAAGGCAUUUUGUAUAUAUGGAAAAUUAAGCCAAAAGGGAGGUUCUAUCCUCUGGGGCGUUUUUCGCACACCAUAGCCAAGGUGGCCAAGGUGAACCAAAGGCACGAAACGCACCAGAAACAGCAACCAAAAAGUCAUAAAAAGAGCAAAAUAAAUUACAUUUUAUGGCUAUUCUCCUGGUUUUCCACAACAGCCAUCAGUCUGGAUGAGGCUAGAAGAUCCGACCCAACUUUACAG
Messenger RNA from Aedes albopictus (Asian tiger mosquito), 980 nucleotides. RefSeq names its product mantle protein-like. The transcript has 2 exons. The record is from RefSeq and is a predicted model, not a curated record. Lineage: Eukaryota; Metazoa; Arthropoda; Insecta; Diptera; Culicidae. The coding region runs from base 58 to 573 and encodes 171 amino acids.